AUGGCGCCCAAGAAGAAGGAAGAGUUCGCGCCUAUGGUCAACUGGGUCUACGAUGUUGUGUUAUGGUCCUUUUCGGUUCUUGUUGACCUAUUCUUCAGAGAAGUACACCCUCGGGGUGCUUUUCGGAUUCCGAAGAGAGGUCCUAUAAUAUUUGUCGCCGCUCCCCAUGCAAACCAGUUUGUUGAUCCUCUCAUUCUUAUGCGAGCUGUCCGGCUCGAAUCACGACGCCGUAUCGCUUUUCUUGUUGCCGAAAAAUCCAUGCGCCGCAAGUUUAUCGGUUGGCUUUCUCGUUGUGUCGGCGCUGUUCCCGUAUCACGCUCUCAGGACUUAGCGAAGGCCGGGCAGGGUCGCAUUUAUCUCCCGGAUGCUGAAGGCCAGCCUCUUAAGAUUCGUGGUGUUGGGACAAAGUUUACUACGGAAGUUACCCCCGGCGGUUCAUUGACAUUGCCGUCCGUCCCGGGGCAGGCAGGCGCUAGCACCGAUGUUGCAGAAAUCUUAAGUGAUACCGAGAUAAUACUUAAGAAACCUUUCAAGGGUGAUGUGGCUUUACGACAAUUGCAGCAGGAGUCUGAUGAGGGGAAGGGAACUAAAUAUAAGGUUGCACCGAAGGUCGAUCAGACUGAGGUAUACGAUGCUGUAUUUCACAGAUUGAACUCUGGGGGUUGCGUAGGCAUCUUUCCGGAGGGUGGUAGUCACGACAGAACGGAAUUGUUGCCUCUGAAAGCUGGUGUGGCUAUCAUGGCUCUCGGUGCUCUUUCUGCAAAUCCAAACUGUGGCCUUAAAAUCGUGCCAACAGGAAUGAAUUAUUUCCAUGCGCAUAAAUUUCGGUCACGAGCCGUUAUCGAAUUUGGAGCACCUAUCGAUGUCCCGAAAGAGCUUGUGGAACAAUAUUCGAGAGGAGAGAAACGUGAGGCUGUCAGGGCCCUUUUGGAAAUGAUUUACAACGGAUUGGUAUCAGUUACUGUCCCCUCACCGGAUUACGAUACACUCAUGGCUAUCCAAGCUGCAAGGAGACUGUAUAAGCCUACCAACAAGAAAUUGCCCCUUCCAAUGGUAGUUGAAUUGAAUAGAAGAUUGGUAACUGGAUACACUCACUACAAGGAUGACCCCCGUAUAAUACAUCUCCGAGAAUCGGUUACCGAGUACAAUCGCCAACUCCGCCUUCUUGGUCUUCGAGAUCACCAAGUGGAGUAUGCCAAGUUCUCGGUAUUCCGGGUGGUUUUUACUUUAAUCUACCGCAUUGGUAAACUAGUAGUACUCGCUCUUGGCGCUCUCCCAGGAUUUAUUCUCUUCGGGCCGGUUUUUAUAGCUACAAAGAUUAUCUCCCGAAGGAAGGCAGUAGAAGCUCUUAAGGCUUCUACUGUUAAGGUCCAAGGAAAAGAUGUCAUGGCUUCUUGGAAGCUUCUUGUUGCCUUGGCUUUUGCCCCGGUUCUAUACAACUUUUACGUUGUUAUCCUUUGCUAUUGGACCUACAGCCAUAGAGUAUUUGGUUUAAUGCCGGAUUGGGUGCCGAUUAUUUUUGUUGCGAUAUUUGGGUGGAUUCUAUUCCCUACAAUCACCUUUGCCGCACUAAGAUUUGGUGAGAUUGGGAUGGACAUCUUUAAGUCUCUUCGACCGCUAGUCUUAUCUCUGAACCCUACAUCUGCCAACACCAUUGUUAAACUCCGCCAAAGGCGCGCAAAGCUUUCGAUUGAAGUUACAGACUUAAUCAAUACCCUUGGCCCUGAGCUUUUCCCUGACUUCAACUCUGCACGUAUUGUCGAAGAUCCCUUCCACAAGGAUAGCAAUAUACCACCAAUCACUAUUGGACGUCGCGAUUCAGAAGUUUCCUCAGAUGGAUUCUCGCCUGUAUCCGAACACGGGCAAAGCUCGGGAUUUGGAUGGUCUGGUAAUAACUUGCCGCGAAACGAGAGUUUCGCUAAUUUGGGAAGUAUUGGUUUAUUCGCUAGUCGACCGGCUAGUCGAGCUAGAAGUCGAAGCAACAGCGGAGGCUUUCCUAUCAAGGCAUUUAGUCAAGUAGACGAGAGUGCCGGCCAGGCGGAGUUUGAGGAGGUUAGUCGAAGAAUUAGCACGGCAAUGGCUGAACGCCGAAGGGAAAGGAGCCGCAGAAGAAGUGGGUCACGGGGCUGGAUAGUGGAAGGUGAAGGUGAGGGGGAAGAGGAAGAGGAGGUGAUGGAAAUGGAGAGCACUAGUGCUAGCGAGGAAGAAGCUGCCGCGGAGGGAAAGAAAUCUAUUUAA
Morchella importuna is the source of this 2238-nucleotide messenger RNA. RefSeq lists its product as uncharacterized. The record is from RefSeq and is a predicted model, not a curated record. Gene Ontology annotation, cellular component: endoplasmic reticulum membrane. Gene Ontology annotation, molecular function: glycerone-phosphate O-acyltransferase activity; glycerol-3-phosphate O-acyltransferase activity. The coding region runs from base 1 to 2238 and encodes 745 amino acids. The transcript is spliced from 5 exons. NCBI's taxonomy places the organism in Eukaryota, Fungi, Ascomycota, Pezizomycetes, Pezizales, Morchellaceae. Gene Ontology annotation, biological process: phospholipid biosynthetic process.